AUGAAUUUUGAGGUUAACAACGAUGUAUCUGAAAUUCAUCCAUCGAUUGUUGACUUAUCAAAAACUCCUGAAAUUCAUCCUGCAAUUAAUAUGAUUGAUGAACAAGAUAAUAAUAGAUAUGAUUCUUGGAAGUUCUCUUUGAUUGGGAGAUUGGAUUUUCUUAGAAUUAAAUUUUCAAAGGCUACCACACUUUUGAGGAAACAAUGGAGUUUAAAGGGUCAAUGUCAUCUGAUACCAUUGGGUAAAGGUUUUUUUACGAUCAAGUUAGAUAAUGAAGAAGAUAAAACAUACAUCAAAACUGGUAAUUGGGAAGUUUUGGAUCAGAUUUUAAAAGUUCGAAACUGGAUUGCAAAUUUCAGAUCUGAGAAUCAACGCACUUCUAAAGCCAUGGUUUGGGUUCACUUUCCAGGAUUAAGUUUAGAAUAUUGGGAUGAAAAAACUCUUUUCAAGAUCAGCAGAUCCAUUGGUAAUCCAAUCAAGGUUGAUGCAGCUACUUUGAAUUAUCAGAGUGGAUACUAUGCUAAAGUGUUAAUUGAAAUUGAUUUAGCUAAAAGUAUUCCUAAUAAACUUUGGAUUGUUACAAGAAAUAACAUGCAAACUGCUACAACAGAUGGUCAGAAGGUUUCUACUCCUUCACCAACAAAGCACACACAUGGUGAUACUUCUAGUCCACAAAUGGUUAAUCAGUCUAUAACUGUUCCAAGUUUAAUUUCCAAACUAAUUGAGAUACCUCAGUUCUCAAGUCCAAAUACUUCAGUUAUCAACAGGGAUGAAUCUUCACGAGCUACAUCAGAAGAUACUUCAAAGGGUGAAGAUCCUUUUAUUGAUGUUACAAAAGGGAUUUCUAAUCCAGGUUUAACUUCUAUCUCUAAUCUUGUUAUUCAAAUUGAUAAUAAUCAAUAUGAAGUUUUACAAGACAAUGAUAAUGAAUAUUCAGAAGAUGAAGAUGGUGAAAUUAAAGAGGUUAGUACUUCAAGCUUAUUAGAAUUUGGUUCAAUUUCUCAACCAGUUAUUAUUCUGCAAAAAGAAAAGAUCAUAACUCAGUAUGUCCCUGAAGUUAAUGAAAAUAGCAAAAUGACUGGCCUUAAAAGACAAAAGGCAAAGGAUAAGUUGUAUUCUUUAGUAAAAACUAAUAAUCUUACUUCGGUUUGGGUUGUGGAACUAAAAAUUAAAGCUCAUAAAUCUGGAAUUAAGCUACCAGUGGAGGUUGGUGGUGUUUUGGUGACUGGUAUUCAUGUUAACUCUUAUACUGUGAAUAGAAGAGUUCUGUGGAAGGAUUUAUAUGAGAUAAGUUUUCUUGAUAAACCUUGGCUUUUAAUAGGUGAUUUUAAUACUGUGUUAAAUGCUGAUGAAAAAAAGGGUGGUAGGAGCCCUCUUAACUCUGCAAUGAGUGAUUUUAAGGACUUCGUUGAUUCUUGUGGUUUAAUUCAAUCUCCUAAAAGUGGUCUAGAGUUAUCUUGGUGUAAUGGCAGAGUAAGAAAUAAAAGAAUUCUGUGUAAUUUGGAUGGAGCUCUUUAUAACUUGAAAUGGCUUGAUACUUUUAGUGGAUGGCAUUACCAUGUAGCUACAAUGGGUAUUUCUAAUCAUGGCCCCCUUAUUGGUUCUGAUACUGUUAUUGAGAGAGCACUAAAUACUCCUUUCAGGUUUCAACAAAUGUGGCUUACUCAUCCUUCCUUCUUACAAGUGGUUAUUGAUUCUUGGAAUGAAGACUUAGCAAGUAAUCCUAUUUUUAUGUUUAUGAACAAACUUAAAAGGCUGAAAAAAAUCCUCAAAAUAUGA
Messenger RNA from Papaver somniferum (opium poppy), 1779 nucleotides. RefSeq lists its product as uncharacterized. The record is from RefSeq and is a predicted model, not a curated record. Bases 1 to 1779 code for a protein of 592 amino acids. The transcript has 4 exons. Lineage: Eukaryota; Viridiplantae; Streptophyta; Magnoliopsida; Ranunculales; Papaveraceae.